Messenger RNA from Athalia rosae (coleseed sawfly), 2116 nucleotides. Its product is annotated as ras-like GTP-binding protein RhoL. Gene Ontology annotation, biological process: small GTPase-mediated signal transduction. The record is from RefSeq and is a predicted model, not a curated record. Gene Ontology annotation, molecular function: GTP binding; GTPase activity. Lineage: Eukaryota; Metazoa; Arthropoda; Insecta; Hymenoptera; Athaliidae. The coding region runs from base 1302 to 1856 and encodes 184 amino acids. The transcript has 5 exons.
CUCGUACACAGUCCACGGUAUCGAGAAGGGGUUGAUUUCGUGCGACUUGACUUCCUGCCCCGACGGGGAUGAGUGCACUACACAACGCGAUAAAGCCAUUCGGCGUAUAUAAGUCCGGCGAGGCACGAAAAUAAUAAAACUCCGAUAUGUGCUCACAUAUGUGUGUAUAUAACUCAGGGUUGUAAGUAUCGCGUCGGUAUGUAGAAGGGAAAAAAAAGAGAACGAAAAUUAAAAAGAGCGACAGAGAGAGAGAGAGAGAGAGAGAGAGGAGCUUUCGUUCGAUAAUUGUGAUGCUAGGCGCGGUGCGCGUUUUUCAAAUACGUUUCUCAUACCGCAUCGUACCACCGCAUUAUAAACAUGGGGCCAUAUACUCUCGUUCGCCGGAUGCGCGACGCCAUGUAUGUUGCACAUGAAGAAAUAUAGUAUAAUAACAAUAACGGAAAGAGGAAAUUUUUAUUUUUUUAUUUCUCUUUCCUCAAAAAGGCAGCUUCCAGUUUUCAUUUCGUGAUGGAACUCUGCAACUUAUCGACUCGAAAUCAUCCAAUUCUCCUCGUCGAAUCGAACGAGCAAACGUACCAUAAUUAUAUCAAGUCCGACACUUCGGGUUACACGGAGAAUGACGCGUAUAGCCCAUAUGGGACAUAUGUAUACCUAUACCAGUGGCGCCCGCAUUGGAUCUUUCUAUACCUAUACAUACGUAUAGCGUCAACGUAACGAAUUAACUCCCUUAAUUGAUAGCGUCGCGUUCACGAUGAAUGAACGAACGAACGAACGAAUGAAUGAAUAAUAGGUUUGUUGUGUCAUUUUUUACACCCGUUGCACGCGCCGUACAAGCUUACACUCCAAGUAGUUCACAGCGUACACACAUUUAUCCGACAAUCAGAAGAUGCAUCCGAACCGCACGUGCAUCUACACCUUGAUGAUUUUAUAAUUUUUACGUGAAUUGAUGAAAUGUCGGUGUAUACAUGGAAAUAUUAUACGUGUCUCUCGAAUACAAUAGAUCCAACCGCGUGCUCCGCGCGUUAUUAUAAUAUACAACAAUAAUGAGCGGAUAAGAUAAGAGUUGCAGCUCCGACAUGAUGUGUAUAUACAUAUGUAUAUAUCACUUGACGUAUAUAUAUAUAUAUAUACUUAUGUGAUGUGAGAGCAUACAUCGGACAGGAAACAUACAUAGAGAUUGAAAGAGGCGAUCUACCACCAGUCUAAUGGAAUUGGUUUUGCUAAGGCGCGGCAGGCAGGCGUACAAUUGCGGACAUACCGGCGGGCGUAGAUUCCGGGCUGUUUAAACACAGGACGGAAAGAUGGUGUCUCGGAUCCGACCGAUAAAGAUCACAGCGGUCGGCGACGGUAUGGUCGGCAAGACGUGCAUGCUGAUCACAUACACGACCAAGAAAUUCCCGACGGAAUACGUACCAACAGUGUUCGAUAAUUAUGCGGACAACAUAUGCGUCGACGGACAGGAGUUCAAUAUGACACUGUGGGAUACAGCUGGUCAGGAGGAUUACGAAAGGCUAAGACCACUGUCUUACCCAAACACGGACUGUUUUCUCCUCUGCUUUUCCAUUAGCGCUCGGAGUUCAUACGAAAACGUUGCCAGUAAAUGGCAUCCGGAAAUCAAACAUCAUUGUCCAAAUAUACCGAUUGUCUUGGUCGGAACGAAGGGUGACCUCAGAAACAAGGAGGAUAUGGACGUUAUUACUCCAUCGGAGUGCAAAAAGAUGAAGAAAAAAAUCAAAGCUUUCAAGUACGUCGAAUGUUCAGCUGUACAGCAAGAGGGACUCGAGGAGGUUUUCGUUGAGGCGAUAAGAGGUGUCCUCAAAAAACCUUCGCAAAAAAGGCUUUGCGGAAUUCUUUGAAUUUCGAUAUUACGCGAUACAUUUGCACAAAGAUCGUUUUCACGUUUUUACAUUUAUAGAACCGCACACGUCGAAGAGAAGCUUUAACCCUUGAACUAUGGCUGCCGCCAACAGAUCGCGGAACGAAAUAUAUUCCAGUAGCUAGAGGGUUGAUUGGAUGGUAUUAAGCAAUAUCAUCUAACUAAAAUUUUUUAAGGAACCGUGCGAUCGAUAUAUUUUAUGAUGUGGGUUGCGCUUCACAUUUUUGCAAUAGUUUAAAA